Molecule: messenger RNA, 3433 nt
Organism: Nematostella vectensis (starlet sea anemone)
Lineage: Eukaryota; Metazoa; Cnidaria; Anthozoa; Actiniaria; Edwardsiidae
Exons: 10
Coding region: 154-2037 (627 amino acids)
Source: RefSeq, a predicted model, not a curated record
UAAAUAGCGCCCUAAUGGGACACCAAUAAAUCAUUGAACAGUACAGGGAUAGAUAUUCUAGGCACUAGCUUUGUCAGAGACCGAUGGGAUGAAGUACUGGAAGAUAAAUGAACUUACCAAAACUGCCCCUUAUUCCAGCAAGUCGACAAAACCAUGAAAACAGUUAAGGUGAUUAUUGCUUCUCUUUUGGUCUACUUGGUACUUAAAGCUGGAAUAAUAAAGGCGGGAAACCUAGCUCUUCGCCAGUCCACCAAAUCCUUGAAUAUAUGGGAAGGCAGAGCACCUCCUCACCUCGCUGUGGAUGGGGUAAACAUGUCGAAUUUUUUCACUGGGUCUACCAUCUGGUGCUUUGGGACCUCCCCAGACCCUACUCACGGAGGGUGGUGGCGGGUGGACCUCGGACGGACCCACGUGGUGGACGAAGUGUUUAUCAUAUCAAGGGGGGAUUGUUGCCCAGAAAGACUUGCGGGACUGGAAGUCAGAGUUGGAGACAGCCUGGUGAAUAACGGCAUAGAGAACCCCAUGUGUGGAAGUAAGAUAACCACGGGACCUAUCAGCAAGCCCAUCUACUGCAGGCCGGGUUUGCGAGGUCGCUACGUCGUACUUUACAUCCCUGGAGUGAAUAACAGACUUGAGAUAUGCGAGGUGAUGGUCAACUUGAACCCAUCAGCGAAUCUAGCAUUGAACAAAUCUACUGCCCAGUCCACUACUGAUCAUUCUGGUGAUGCUUCACGAGCUGUUGAUGGGAACACUGACGGGGACUAUGGUAGAGGAAGCUGCACGCAUACACAGGAUCAACCAAAUCCCUGGUGGCGCGUGGACCUGGGCAUUACUCAACCAGUCUCAGAAGUGUUCUUGGUGAAUCGUGCAUCAGGUUCAGAAAGACUACACAAUGCUGAGGUCAGAGUUGGUGACGAUCUGACCGAUAACGGCAACACCAACCCUCUCUGUGGAGACAUGUUCUCCAUGGCAACACUGCAGAAGCUAUCCAUCUACUGCAAGCCGAGAAGAUCGGGACGAUAUGUGAACGUACGUCUAGUGGGAGCUAGUAUGGUACUCACCCUGUGUGAGGUGGAGGUGUACUCCGAGAGCAAAGCUGUGAUCCUCAACAAACCCCCACCACCGGAGGUGCCUGAAAUCUACGACAUUGAAGCUACGUUUGCAAACUUUACAUGCCCCGAGGCGUUCGGGUACCCUGUGCCAGAUGUAGCCUGGGUACUUAAUGGCAAAGUUUACCAAAACGGUUCUAGUCGUCAUUUUCGGACACCAGCCUUGGAGGGGGUGGCGUAUGGGGACUUGACAUUGGAGUGCAUCGUGUCCAACAAACACGGCUCUGACUUCUACCAGUUUCCUGUGAAGCAUCUCAGUCACCUCAUGAUGUGUCGAGAUCACCAGACCAAAAAUCAUCCCACACGAGCUGCCACAUAUAAAGUCACAGGGAGCUAUAGCAACGACGGUGAUAUCAAUGAGACGGUAUGGCGGCGAUACGAAGCGGAGUCAGCACCCAUGCAGCUCGCCGAGUCGUGCGUACCUACCCAUCGCUGCAACACCAAGGCCACCGGAUGGAUGACGGAACCUCAUCCCAGCGCCCGCGAUGGCGUGUUACAGCGGACAGUGUGUUUUCACUGGGACGGCGAUUGCUGCCGUUAUCAGACUCAAAUCUUUGUCCGCCGUUGCCAUCGAUUCUACGUGUACAGACUUAAAGCGCUGAAGUUUGCUGUGGAGGCAAGAUACUGCACUAGAGCUCUUAAGACACCAUACGAUGAAAGCAUCUUGAUGUCCCAGUACAUAUCACCAUCUGGUCACGACAACUACGCGUUACCACGUCACGCUGUCGCCAUAGAGCAAGAUGUCACGGUGGAAGAUUGCGUUAUGUUCUGCAUGCUGGAUCGCAGGUGUCAAUCACUAAACUAUGUCACAAGAGACAAGACUUGCGAGAUCAACAACUCGACCAGACACGAGAGCGACGAUGAUGUUACACCAAGAGCAGGAGUGCUUUAUUACGAGCCUGUACAGUUUUUACAUGUCAACGAUUAGUUGCGUGUGGUGUCAGUGAUAAUGGGUUUUGAUGUCAACGAUUAGAAGCGGGAAGUGUACGAUAGUAAAACAACCCCAGAAGGGUAUGUUAGAACCCCAAGAGGGGAUGUUAGAAGUGCUCCACUACGAGGCUAAAUGGGUUAAACACGCUGAAAAUAUUUACGUCAUAUCAACAAUGCGUGUGGUACACGGGCCGUAGUGGUGCCAGUAGUAAUGAUGAGUGAUGCUUGCGCUGUUAACACGGGCCGUAGCGGUGCCAGUAGUAAUGAUGAGUGAUGCUUGCGCUGUUAACACGGGCCGUAGCGGUUACAGGAGUAAUGAUGAGUGAUGCUUGCGCUGUUAACACGGGCCGUAGCGGUUACAGGAGUAAUGCUGAGUGAUGCUUACUCCGGUUACACGGGGCGUAGCGGUGCCAGUAGUAAUGAUGACUGAUUUAGAUGCUGUUUAAACUGGGCGCAGCGGUGACUAUCGCAGAAAACAAUGUUUUUAAUUUUUAUUGACCACAAUAAGCAGGUAAAUCAGACCUUUCCAAUUCUAAUCUUUACUUCACAACUCAACUUUUUAGAUUUUGGUCAGAGCUUAAAGCAGUAAACCGACAAAUUCGCUUUGAACUCCUUUUUAAAUUUAAAAGCUUUUUAAUCAUCAAAUCAAUAAUGGAUAAUUGUUAAACAGAAAUUCCUUCUUUAUUUAGUGGGAGUGAUAUAGGGAAUUCUAAAUUUCACCGAACAGCGCAAAAGUGGCCCCAAAUGUGUUAUAAAUCUUAAACGUGUAAAUAAUAGACAGCUACAAGUACUACUGUACGUCACGUUGGAUUGAAUCUAUUACAUUUUUAUGGAAGAAUACUUGCAUAAAGUAACAACUGCGUAUGUUCUCUCUAUUAACGGUCAAUGAGCCGGUUCAAAAUACUCAUUGACAGAGCUUGAGUUACUUGUGCUUCGAUGACCUUUUGCGUUUCGGACACAUAUUUGGCAAGCUAAUCUUUUGAAUUUUCUUCGAAACCACAUGCCAUUUUCACUCCUUGGUUUAGACACCAUUUAUUUUUAUCGCUAUCUCAUUUUAAGGAAAAUCUUGUAGUGACAGGCCCUUUGAGCAUGCGCAGUUCAGUUUUAAAACUUAAUCAUUAUUCUAUCUUAGAGUUACCUUGACUUCAUUGAUUCUUUUGUAAAUACGCAGGGACGAGAGACCAACUCUGUGAUUUCCCACGCCCUUGCGCUUUUGGCUGAUUGGUUCGUUUUGCCGAAUGUAUCCAAUUCUCCCUAUUUAUCUCCUUUCAUGUGGGACAUCCACAUGGAUUGCUGUCUGGUCCUAGCGUAUAAAUAUAGCGACCUUAGUUCUGUUGUUUUGUUGUUAUAUUGUGUGGUUGCGACUGUGAACAAUUAAAGAAUUGGAAAUACCA